AUGGAUCCCGUGGAAGCCACCGACAGUCAAGAAGACGAUGAAGCUGACCGAGUUGAAGGCCUUGAGAACGAAGAGGUCGAUGUGGAUGACGAAGAUGACGGGAAUGAGAACGGGGAGGAAGUAGAGGAUGAAGACGGCGAAGAUGGCCAGGAAGCAGAAGACGAGGCUGAUGUCCAGGAGGAGGAUCCACCAUUUGACCCUGCAUCCGUGGGCUUGAAGGAAAUAAGCAACCUUGCUAGCUUCACGGUCAGCAGCUACAAGCCCGGAUGCGGAGUGAAGGAGCUUCGCGAUGACGAUGUCAACCAAUUCUGGCAAUCCGAUGGUCCUCAGCCGCAUCGACUGAACAUCCACUUCAUCAAGCGUGUCGAGAUCCGCGCUCUGCGACUCUACUUGGACUAUGAGCACGACGAGAGUUACACCCCGACCAAGAUCCAGAUCACGGCUGGAACUGGUCCGAAUCUCACCAUCCCCUUCACCACCCUCGAGCUGAACAUGCCCAAGGGCUGGAUUGACAUUCCUAUUGCCGGCGCGGGCGGGGGCCCCGAUGGCAACUCGCUCUGCUGCUGGUUCGUACGUGUCGUCGUGCUUGAGAAUCACCAGAACGGCAAGGACACCCACAUUCGUGGAAUUAAGGUCUACGCCUUGGAUGAUAGUGUCGAUACCGCCGAGAACCCGGUCGAGGACAUGGUUGACGCCAUCAACGACACGGACGACAAACGUGCCAGAAAUAAGGUAUACGAGGAUGACUUUGAUGGUGCGGUCCUUCAGCAUGAUGCCGAGGUCCGUCGUCGCAAGGCCACAACCAAAAAGUACGCCCCUGGAGAUGGAGGGCUGACGAUUCCCGAUUUCAUGAGAGAACCCGAGAUUCGGUGA
Pseudomassariella vexata is the source of this 873-nucleotide messenger RNA. Its product is annotated as anaphase-promoting complex, subunit 10-domain-containing protein. Gene Ontology annotation, biological process: anaphase-promoting complex-dependent catabolic process; protein K11-linked ubiquitination. Gene Ontology annotation, cellular component: anaphase-promoting complex. The transcript is spliced from 2 exons. The record is from RefSeq and is a predicted model, not a curated record. Bases 1 to 873 code for a protein of 290 amino acids. Lineage: Eukaryota; Fungi; Ascomycota; Sordariomycetes; Amphisphaeriales; Pseudomassariaceae.